Molecule: messenger RNA, 2056 nt
Organism: Salvelinus namaycush (lake trout)
Lineage: Eukaryota; Metazoa; Chordata; Actinopteri; Salmoniformes; Salmonidae
Product: T-cell ecto-ADP-ribosyltransferase 1-like
Exons: 4
Coding region: 249-1145 (298 amino acids)
Molecular function (GO): NAD+-protein-arginine ADP-ribosyltransferase activity; NAD+ poly-ADP-ribosyltransferase activity
Source: RefSeq, a predicted model, not a curated record
CAGCACGCUACUGAAGAAAGAGGAGACAACCAACUUACUAGUUACAGCAUCAGCGCGCCUCUGGAAAGUCAGCUUGUCAGUUACAGCAGCACGUCCCCUGAACGAUAACGAAGAGGUAACUUUAGGUGAGAAGCCUGACCACGGAGACCGGGGUGAGAAGGUGAUGAAGCGUACUUCAUGAGCUGUAACCGAAAAACUACUGGCUUUUGGAAAGUUUGAGAACACACAAGGCAGCCAUUGCUGGGAAAAUGCAGGGCCAGAGAGAGAAGACAUUCAUAUUGAUCCUCGUUGCUGCGCUCUCUCACAGGGUGACUCAGGCAAAGGUAAUGGACAUGGUUCCUAAUGCCGUGGAUGACCAGUACACUCACUGUCGGGAGCAGAUGUUGAAGAAGGUUGUGGAAGGGGGUCUGCUGGAAGAAGAACUGAAAGGCAGUACAGAGUAUAGUUCUGCCUGGCAGGCAAAGCAGUGUACAAAAUUGAUCCCGGGAGGCGUCAAGCAACACACAGAUGCAUUGGUGGCUUAUGGACAUGGGGGAAAUGUGUUCAGAAAGAUUUUCAACCAAGCAGUGGAGACUCAGGGUGGGAAUGUCACUGUCUAUAACGGCAACUUCCGGUUCAAAUCCCUCCACUUCCUUCUAAUGGAUGCCAUGAGGCUUUUGAAGACAGAGAACUGCCAAACUGUGUUUCGUGGCCCAAGCAAAGAGUAUGAGGCACAAGUAGGGUCAGAAGUGCGAUUUGGGAGGUUUACCACAACCAAGGCCAAACGUUCCGACGCGGAGGAAGCUGCUUCAGACAGUGGGAUCCUUUUCAACAUUAUUUCCUGCACUGUAGUCAACAUUGAUGAGUACACUUGCUUUUCAGACAGCAUUGAUCAGCUGAUAUCCCCAGCAGAGGUGUUUAGGGUGGCAGAGGUAAACAAUGUAAGAAAUAAAGAUCACGAGUACAGAGAGAUCGUUUUGACAAGUUCAAGGACUCACAGCAUUGACAGCAUCCACGACUGUUACCUCUUCCCCAGAUCUACAAGUACGAAUCUUCCAUCAAUCAUCCCCAAAGGCUCCUCUACUCAAUGGCUUGGCAGUAGCCUGUCUGUUCUUGUGGUUGUAUCUCUCUCUAUCUCCCUGAUCACCAGGACUGAUCAUCUCUGAUAAACUAAAGUGUUGAAUGAUAAUAGAUGCGGUAAAGAAGUCAAUGGAACGCAGACCGUGGGGGAUAGAAGGACGCACAUUCAACCAAUCUGAUCUAACAAAAUAGAUAUUUGUCAAAUUAUCAUUUUUUAUGUAUUGUAACAUGCCUUGAAUGUGCUUACUAAAGUUUGAUUUGGAUCUGUCUGUUUUCACGGCAUAACAUUUAGAAAUAGUCCCUUUCAGGUUUAGUAGAAGUGACUGCUAAAGGCUAACUCCCAUUCGUAUAGACUGGUAGCAUAGCUAGCAUAGAGAAAUCGAUGGUGGUAGUAAGUCGUUUUUUAACUGUAAUGCAGUUUCUUGGUGAUGAUGACAUCAACAUGUAUUCGGGUUGACAUCCAUACCAGCAUUAUUCUCAGAUUUUUACCUCAACAUAGUGUGAAACACACAAACAAUAGCCUAAAUGUAGGCUAAUUUUGCUGGUGGCCAUUGAGGAGAUUCUGAAUCUUUUCCCCACGACAUCUUUUCCCCCAUGCGUUUCCAUGGCAUUUUCAUUGUUUUGGUUGAGUUCCAAUGACCUCUUCACUGCAUCUAUUGAAAAGGACAAACACACACACAGACACACACACUUGCAUGUAUGUAAUAUCAGUGCACACAGACACAGAUAUUCAUCAAAUGUGACAAAGCGCCAACCUGUCAAACCCCUCUUAGCAUAAUGAUAUUCUCUUGAAAAAUGUAUUUCUUUGCAUUUUAUUGUUUUUGUAAAAAAAAAAAUAUGGUGAAUAGAUAAUAUUAGAAAAUACGUUUUAAACAUUGUGGUAUGCAUUUAGCACAUAUUUUGGUAUCACAACAAUUGACUGUGGGUGGUGUCCAGUUUUCAUAGAUGUAAUUUAAUUUUCCUCUUGUUUUGUUAUCGAAUAAAGAAACAAGUUGAG